Myxocyprinus asiaticus (Chinese sucker) is the source of this 9784-nucleotide messenger RNA. RefSeq names its product solute carrier family 12 member 7-like. The record is from RefSeq and is a predicted model, not a curated record. Gene Ontology annotation, cellular component: membrane. Gene Ontology annotation, biological process: chloride ion homeostasis; potassium ion homeostasis; chemical synaptic transmission. NCBI's taxonomy places the organism in Eukaryota, Metazoa, Chordata, Actinopteri, Cypriniformes, Catostomidae. The transcript has 26 exons. Gene Ontology annotation, molecular function: potassium:chloride symporter activity. The coding region runs from base 1540 to 4719 and encodes 1059 amino acids.
ACCCCUUUUACACAAUCUCACUGCCUGCAGCUGCGUUCACAUGUGAGAUCAAUCCAGAGCCAAUGUAUUCCACUGCUCUCCAAGUGUACUGUAACAUUUGAUAAUUCGCCACUCUGUUAAGGAUUUCAUAAGCUCUGAUAAGACAUUGUGCAAUGCUCCUUAGACAUAUAUGUGAAUUAACUAAGGGUAUAGUUCAUCCGAAAAUGAAAAUUCUGUCAUUAACUCAUACUCGUGUCAUUGCAAACCCUUGUGCAUUUAUUCCUUAUCUUCCCGUAGAACACAAAAGGAGUAGCUAAAUAUUCUUAGUUCUCUUUUUCAUACAGCCAAAGUCAAUUAAAAAGACUGAGGCUGUCGAGAUGAUAAAAAAAACAAAAAAAAAAAAACAACUCCACCAUUACAGUAGUCCGUACAACUUUUGCGUUACAUUCUUUUUGAAGCCAUACAAUGGCUUUGUGUGAGGAACGGACUGAAAUGUAGGUUGUUAUUCACUGAAAACCUUCCCCUCUGCUGCAGCUGUCAAAUCUCAUUCUCCAUUUUGCAUAUUCAAACUCGCACUUGACUGCGACACAUGCAAAACCCAAUGCCGUUUAGCGUUAAUGAUUUUGUCGUGGCGACUCAGGAUUUGUUAUUGUGGGUGAAAUUCCAGAAAGUUGGAGGAGAGGAAGAUUUUCAUUAUAUAACAACUUAAAUUUCAGUCUGUUGCUCACACAAUGCUUUCACAUCACUUCAGGAGACUUGAAAUAUAGCACACAGGUCAUAAAAAAUACAUUUAUGCAGAUUUUUGGUGCUUUUUUUGUCCUUUUGAGCUUGACAGAUGUUGUCACUAUAAACUGUUGCUGUUUGGAAAAGAACUGCGUGAAGAUUAUUUAAAAAUUCUCUUGUGUUCUAUGAAAAAUAAAUAUCAGCAUUUGGGUCUGGAACGACAUGAGGGUGAGUGAAUGAUUUUUAAAAUUUUGGGUGAACUAUCCUUUAUAUGAACUGUUAAUAUGGGCACUCAAGGAUUCGAAAAAGUGUGCGUUCUAGUGAGUUCUAAAAUUAAACGCAAUAAGACCUGGUGUGUUUGGAUUGAUAAAGCCUACAGGAAAUGAUUGAAAUCUCUUGAACAAUUUCUGUUAGGCUUAUUGAGCAAAUUUGAGGUCUCGCUGGUGUGUUUUCAUACAGAACACUGUUCUUCCUGUUUCCUGGCAGGCCGUUCCUCCUGUGCUACCCACCAUGUGCUGUGGGCGAUAAGACCCUAUGUGUGUUCCCUUUUCGCUCUGACACAUUGAACGCUGACCUGGCUGUCUGACGUCCAUAAGCGUCCGCUUUCCCCUUCCCCGCUCUAUAGUUCCUCUGGAAAACUGCUGAAUGUCUGAACAGUCAGUUUUACUGCCUAAAAGUCUGGCAAUAAAUGGAGAAACAUUCACCACUUUUCUACUGCAGGUUUAGAGCUUCUUCAGAAGCAGUCGGUCGGAAACAGCCUGUGGCGGAAACCCAAGGGAAAGCAGUCCGUUUAUCAACACAGAUGAUGAUAAAGGAAACCUCUACGAUGGGAAAAACAUGGCACUUUUUGAGGAAGAGAUGGACAGCAACCCCAUGGUGUCUUCACUCCUCAACAAGCUGGCAAACUACACAAACCUCACGCAGGGCGUCAGAGAGCACGAGGAGGCUGAUGAAGACGAGGGUGCCAAGAAGAAAACUGUUAAGAGUCCGCAGAUGGGGACGUUUAUCGGCGUGUACCUACCCUGCCUGCAGAAUAUCCUGGGGGUGAUUCUCUUCCUGCGAAUGACAUGGAUUGUGGGGACCGCGGGAAUCUUAGAAGUCUUUAUCAUCGUGUCCAUGUGCUGCUCAUGUACAAUGUUGACGGCUAUAUCUAUGAGUGCCAUUGCAACAAACGGUGUUGUUCCAGCUGGAGGUUCUUACUACAUGAUCUCCAGGUCUUUGGGCCCAGAGUUUGGAGGUGCUGUGGGUCUGUGUUUCUAUCUGGGUACCACAUUCGCUGGGGCAAUGUACAUCCUCGGUACUAUCGAGAUUCUCUUGACAUACAUCGUGCCCAGCGCUGCCAUCUUUAAAGCAGAAGAGAAGGAGUAUGAAGCGGAGGCCAUGCUCAAUAACAUGCGUGUUUACGGGACGUGCUGUCUCACACUAAUGGCUCUGGUGGUGUUUGUGGGCGUGAAAUACGUGAACAAGCUUGCGCUGGUCUUCCUCGCCUGCGUCGUGCUUUCCAUCUUCGCCAUCUACGCUGGUGUCAUCAAAACCAUCUUUGAACCUCCAGUUUUUCCGGUCUGUUUGUUGGGCAAUCGCACCCUCCAGAACCACGACUUUGACAAGUGCAUGAAGACAGAUAUAAUUGACAACGUGACAGUCACCACAAAGCUCUGGUCACUCUUCUGUAAAGGUCCGGAGCUCAAUGCCAGCUGCAACGAAUACUUCACGCUCAAUAAUGUCACAGAGAUACAGGGCAUUCCUGGCCUUACCAGUGGAGUUAUUUCAGAGAACAUGUGGGGAAGCUACGGCCCCGCUGGGAUGCUGGUGGAGAAGCCCGUGCCGUCAGUGGCGGCUGCCGACAGCUCACAGGACAUGUACAUGCCAUAUGUCGUCAAUGACAUCACCACAUUCUUCACACUACUGGUGGGAAUCUACUUCCCCUCCGUCACCGGUAUCAUGGCUGGAUCCAACAGAUCUGGAGAUCUGAGAGACGCUCAGCGGUCCAUUCCCAUCGGAACCAUUCUCGCCAUAGCAACCACCACCAUCAUCUAUCUUUCCUGCGUCGUGUUGUUUGGCGCCUGCAUCGAGGGUGUGGUGCUCCGAGACAAGUUCGGUGACUCUGUGAAGGGGAAUUUGGUGAUUGGCACACUGUCCUGGCCCUCCCCCUGGGUGAUCGUGAUUGGCUCUUUCUUCUCCUGCUGUGGGGCGGGGCUUCAGAGUCUCACCGGCGCCCCCCGACUGCUGCAGGCUAUCGCCCGAGACGGCAUAGUGCCCUUCCUCGAGGUGUUUGGUCAUGGUAAAGCCAACGGUGAGCCUACCUGGGCUCUUCUGCUGACCGCUCUGAUCUGUGAGAGUGGAAUUCUCAUUGCUUCGCUUGAUGCUGUCGCUCCAAUCCUUUCCAUGUUCUUUCUGAUGUGUUAUUUGUUUGUGAAUCUGGCAUGCGCUCUACAGACACUGCUGAGAACGCCAAACUGGAGGCCACGCUUCAAAUUCUACCACUGGGCUCUUUCUUUUCUCGGCAUGAGUUUGUGUCUUGCUCUGAUGUUCAUCUCAUCAUGGUAUUAUGCUCUGGUGGCCAUGCUGAUCGCUGGAUGCAUCUACAAGUACAUCGAAUACCGCGGGGCGGAAAAGGAAUGGGGCGACGGGAUCCGCGGUCUGUCCCUCAACGCAGCGCGCUUUGCUCUCAUUCGAUUGGAGGAGGCUCCACCACACACUAAAAACUGGAGACCUCAGCUGCUGGUUCUGCUCAAUCUGGACUCUGAGCUGUCUGUCAAACACCCUCGACUUCUGUCAUUCACUACACAGCUGAAAGCAGGAAAAGGUCUGACCAUCGUGGGUUCAGUUCUGGAGGGCACGUACUUGACUAAAGAGGCAGAGGCCAAGAGAGCAGAACAGAACAUAAAAGCAGCAAUGACGGCGGAGAAGACAAAGGGCUUCUGUCACGUUGUGGCAUCGUCAAACCUGCGUGACGGCAUCUCUCACCUCGUCCAAUCAGCUGGUCUCGGAGGAAUGAAGCACAACAGUGUUCUGAUGGCUUGGCCGGGUAGCUGGAAACAGUCGAACGACCCACAGUCGUGGAAAAGCUUCAUAGAAACCAUUCGAGAGACCACUGCGGCCCAUCAGGCUCUGCUGGUGGCGAAGAACGUGGACAGUUUCCCUCAUCAAGAGCGACUCAAGGAAGGAACGAUUGACGUGUGGUGGAUCGUUCAUGACGGCGGGAUGCUGAUGCUGCUGCCCUUCUUAUUGCGACAGCACAAGGUGUGGAGGAAAUGCAAGAUGCGCAUUUUCACCGUGGCUCAGAUGGACGACAACAGUAUCCAGAUGAAGAAAGAUCUACAGAUGUUCCUUUAUCACCUGCGUUUGGAUGCUGAGGUGGAGGUCGUGGAGAUGCAUGACAGUGACAUCUCGGCGUUCACGUAUGAGAAGACGCUGGUGAUGGAGCAGCGCUCACAGAUGCUCAUACAGAUGCAGCUCUCACGGACGGAGAGGGAAAGAGAGAUUCAAAGCAUCACUGACGAAUCACGUAGUUCCAUUCGGAGGAAGCACCAGAGCGGAGCGCACAGCUCGGGCGUCAAUAAUCAGAGCUCCCAACUAGAUGACGCUAACCAAGAUGAGGCCCAGCUGAUCCACGACAGAAAUACGGCUUCUCACGCCGCACUAAAUGACAAGGCCGAUGCAACGCCAGAGCGAGUCCACAUGACCUGGACCAAAGAGAAGUUCUUCACCGAACGCAAUCGUAACCGAGAGCCCUUUGCAAGCAUGGCUGUACGGGAUCUUUUCAACAUGAAACCAGAAUGGGAGAGUCUAAACCAGUCUAACGUGCGUUGCAUGCACACGGCUGUGAAACUGAAUGAAGUGGUGGUCAACAAGUCGCAGGGGGCGCACCUCGUCCUCCUCAACAUGCCUGGACCUCCGAGGAACAGGGGCGGUGAUGAAAACUACAUGGAGUUUCUGGAGGUUAUGAUGGAGGGUCUCAAUCGGGUCCUGUUGGUGCGCGGAGGUGGCCAGGAGGUCAUAACCAUAUAUUCAUAAAAUCGAGUGUGGUCCAAUGACCUACCGGCAAGAAUUUUGCUUUUUUUCACAGCAUAGCCGGGCGUCAAGCAUUCUGUGCCAUUACGCCCAGCUGUGAGUUUGUUGACGUAUUUGGCCCUCGUGAAGAGAGCCCACAUGAAGCACCAAUAAAAAGCGAGACGGAACAAAUGAGUGGCGAGAAGACCACCGGCUCGAUUUAUAACGCAGCAUACCGACACUUUAAUUUAUGGCUCAUUAACUUGACUUGUUUUAACGUUUUCUUUUAAUUGUUCGUACAAUCUAUGCUAGGUUUUUAUGUCUGUUCAUGGUGUAACAUUUGCCUAUGGUAAUGUGUAUACAAACAUAAUCUGUUGUUGCUUUUUUGUUUUGUUGAUUUCUGCUUCGUUUGGUUUUUACGAAGGUGUGUAAAAUCCGACUUCAGUGUUCAUAACCAAAGUCUGUUUUAGUGUGCUGAACGAUGUGCAGCUGCUGUGUCGAGUCAUGGAACCAAGUUUUUAAAAUGUGAACAUUUGAACAUUGCUUACAAAGCUAAUGCUAAAUGUGUGUCUACAGCGCAAGUUACACGCAAACCUGUUUGAUAUUGAUUCAUCCAUAACGCGUCCAUCGGCAUCCAUUGUGGCUCUGCGAUGCUUUUUUGUUUCCAUAAGUUAGCUUCGAUUAAAAUUGUCGCUUGAAACCCAAACUAAUAUCCACCUGUAAUGAGUCAGACGGCGGUCAUUAAAAUGCGCUUUUUCCCGCCAUAUAACCAAUCCAUAUCAGAGAUGUGUAAAGACGUGGUUCUUAUUUUGAUAUCAAGGGAAUGUUUGAGUUAAUCGCGUUGGCUAAUUUUCUAGCCAUCGUUGGCGGUGCAAUGUGUGGAUGUUGGUUGUGGUCAAAAUUGUUACGUUACUGAAUAGACUCUAUUAUAUGGCAUGUGCAAUAACUUGUUUUUAUCACCAAGGCCUCACUGGCCUAACAAAGCAUCAAGUUACCAAGGGUUUUGUUUUAUAAUAGCUGAAUAGAAUACUAACAACGUUUUACGAUAAUAGCCAUAACAUAUGACGGGCACUUGUACCAUUAUUUAUAUAUAUAUAUAUAUAUAUAUAUAUAUAUAUAUAAUGGUAGUGUGUGUGUGUGUGUGUGUGUGUGUGUGUGUGUGUGUGUAUGAUGCAAAGUUUUUGAUCCAACUUGGCAUAAACCACUGAAAUCAGCUGGUAAUCAUUACUAAUUACUCUACUUUCUGAAAACAUUUCAAAGAAAAGUUUGUUUUUCCGCGCAACAUUCAAAAUAGUGUCUAUAUUUCCUCCUUGCUCAUUGUUGCACUCAAGUCCCAUGUGUUUCUUAUUUACAAUGACUUAUUAGUGACUCUUCAGCUGUCACAGAAAUGCAAACAGUAUUGUACAUAAAAAAAUAAAGUAAUAACCGAAGUAAUGUACCUUUAAAGUAACUAAUUGAAAGUCAGUAACUCUGUUCACACGAAUUUAAAAUGUAAUGCAUUGCACUCCUUUUUGACUGAAAGUAAUUGGAUUACAGUAACUAAUUACUUAUCUGGUUACACCCAAAACUGGCGACAUGAACAUCCGUUGACGCUGCAACAGAGUUGAGAAGAGUUUGACUUUAUGCAACGUUGAGUGACAAGACACAUUGGUCUAAAAUGCCUUUCCACAUAGCUGUAUAUCCAACAUCAGAUUUGUUCUGAUUGACUGUGAUUAUGCUGCAUUUUCUCUUUCAAUGUGGCCAAAUUAACGACAGUGUACGUUAUUUAACAUGUACAUUAAGUAGAUUUAAUGUCCUCUUAAUCUGAUCAUUCAGAAAUAUAGGAAGACAAGUGCCAAAAAUACAGGAAAGGAAACUGGAAAAGUUCAUUCAUGCUGUCAAAUGUAGUGGAAAUGUCACUAAAUAUGUUAUUUUAGUAAUGGGCAUUAGAAUGGCUCCAACUGGCUGAUAUUUUUUCCGUUUUCAACAGCUGUGUGCAAUAUAUUCAAAGGCAUAGAAAGACUACUCUUCUAAAGCCUUAGGGCCUGAGAAAACCAGAGUCCACCUCACUGGAUUGACUUUGACAGUUUCUUUGAACCCCCCAUCAGCGCUGCUGUAUUUUGUUACGAGAACAAUGUAUUUUUUCUGCAUUGUGUUGUCAUAGAGAAGGCUGUUGUUAUCGAUAUGGUUAUUGUAGUUCAUUUUAUUUGUGUUGUUUCAGGAUGUAAUGUCUACACUGCACUGUGUUGAAGAUGUAGUGAAUUUUAGGACAUGGGAAAAGAGUGAAAUUGUCUCUUUUUUUAAUUCUGUGUUCAUAUUAUGUGGUCAUUUCUAUUUCUCACUGAACAUGUAAUUCAGGCAAUAGUUUUCCAGCCAAGGUGUUUGUAAACUGGGAACUGAGCGAGCUUUUUAAUCAUAAGGAGAUAGAAAGGUUUGGAAACUGAUUCUACUUACAAACAUGCUGUUCAGCUGUUUCUUUUUUAACAUUUUUAAUAAGCAAAGAUACAAUAAAAUCUUUGUGUAAUCUGUGGUUAAGCUGCUAGUUGUUCAGAUCAAAAUGUAAAUAUCAGAAUAAAGCAUGAGCUGGUGAGCUGAGGAGGAUGAUGAUGAUGAUGAUGAUAAUGACGAUGGAGACUAUGCUGGAUGGAGCAUCUCAAGGCUGGAGUUCCUUAUGUAGUUUGCUCAGCCUGAUCUCAUGAAAACUACGUGACUGUGGCGGCAUUUUGCAAAAUUGCAUUACUUGAUUCAUUACACGCAUCGCAGCAGCUCUGAGGUGAAAUGUCCACUGUGUGGCACUAAAAGCGAGUUAACGUUCUCCUAGACAGAUGCGGUUUUUAAAGUCAAUACUCUAUCGAGUUUUAAAUCAACAAAACCGACCUCUCUACCCUAAACCUUAAACCUAACCAAUAAUGUCAGAAAAAGCAAAUGUGGGGUGCCUGGGUAGCUCAGCGAGUAUUGAUGCUGACUAACACCCCUGGAGUCGCGAGUUCAAAUCCAAGGUGUGCUGAGUGACUCCAGCCAGGUCUCCUAAGCAACCAAAUUUGCGCGGUUGCUAGGGAGGGUAGAGUCACAUGGGGUAACCUCCUCAUGGUCACGAUUAGUGGUUCUCGCUCUCAAUGGGGCGCGUGGAUCGUGGAGAGUAGCAUGAGCCUCCACAUGCUGUGAGUCUCCGCGGUGUCAUGCACGACGAGCCACGUGAUAAGAUGCGCAGAUUGACGGUCUCAGAAGCGGAGGCAACUGAGACUUGUCCUCACUAGUCAUGCGCUAUAGUAAAUAUGUUUAGAUGUCAUAAGAUAGUGUUGUGUGAGGGACAGGCUGAAAAGUAAGUGUUUAUGAACUGAUAAUCUUCCGUUUUACUCGUCAGUGUUGUUGUAGCGCCUCUAGUGUUCAUUUCACCAAGAAACUGCAACGAUACGAACAAUCAGCCAUGUAAAAAUCAUUGAGCAAAAAUGCAGGUAUAGUAAUGUGAUUCUGUGAGUCCAGAAAUGUUUCAUUAUAGUCGGGCCCAUACAAAAUCGUCCCCCACAGAACUGCUUCCCGAGUUUCCGUGAAAAAAGAGGUUCUGUGCAUAUUAUCCAUUGCAAUGAUUACACCAUUUCCAUAGGACAUCUUGUGAGCUUCAGUGUAAUGACCCCACUGCAACAUUUAUGUGUCAUCCGAUUACAAAGUCAAAAAAGUAGUGUGAUGUAUUACAAUUUAAAUUCUUGCAAUCAGAUUACAGGUACUGAUUUUAACAUUUGAGUACAUUACUAGGGUUGCACAUAUUUCUAAAAUAAUGUUUAUUUACAUUUAAAAUGUGGAUUAUGUUCAUAUUUACAUCUGUUUACGUGUUUGUGACAGCUGAAGGGGCAACACAAAUGAACAAGUAGAAAAUAUAGACUUUAUUUGGAAUUCAUUGAGCGAAAAAAGAAAACGUUUCUUUGAAAAUUGUUUUAGAAAGUAACUUAAAGUAAUGCAGUUAGUAAUGUAAUUAGUAUUCCCAUGAGGUAAUCAGUAAAUACUCGGAUACAAUUUUAGAGUAGUGGUUUGUAACUUGUAAUGGAUUACUAUUUUGAGUAAUUUACCUAAGUAAUUUGCUUCCCCACUGUAAUUUUACAAAUAUGGCUAAUUUGAUUGUUUUCUGUUAUCAAUAACAGUGUGGCACUUUCAGCUCUAUUUAACAUAUACUAAUGAAAUCAGUGCUGCAGAAUUCCACAGAUUUUCCCUAAAAUCGGCACAGAAUUUUUUUCUUUUUUUUUUAAAGUGUGCAUAUUCCGUUUGGGUCUGAUCAUAGAUCACACAGUGUCAUCUACCUCAAAUUGGCUGGUGUGAUGUGUUUUACUCACGUCCAGUGUUGUGCAAACUUUGUGUAUUUUCCUUUUUAAAAUAAAACUCAUUGGCCAUUUCAGAUUAGCAUCUGUUUGAUAGACCACAGGUGUGUGUGUGUGUGAGAGAGAGAGAGUAUUCGUCUGUUUAAUGUAUCUGAAUGUAUUGUCUCUGAUGUGAGUGUCAGGAGAUCGUCUUCACCCAGAGGCUGCUCUCAGGUCAGUUUUCCUCUGCUCUGCUGUUUGUUAAAGGGGUAAAACUGAUCUAGGAACUGCCCUAUCAGAAGUACUCUCUACCUGUGGAAGGUUCAUCAGAAUCUGUUCUGAUCCGUGACAGGCGACCAUCACAGAUUGUGUUAGGCUGUUUCUCAUGGGUGUAUGUAGUGAAGGAUCUCCCUUUAAGAUAAAUUUGUGCCUCUGAGUUAUUUGAAUAAAAGUGCUACUCGAUGUCAGAACGUUUGUGUCUUGAUUGUUUUGUUGGUUAAUUAUAUUUUUCUUGCAGGAAAAAGAAGUUGCUCUGGUAAUGAUGCUACAUCAGUGAGUUUUUUAGUAAACUCUCUAAAGACGGUGUACUGUAAAUGUACUUCUAGAUCAUAGCGUGACAUAUAUAUACACUAGGUCAGGGGUUUUGAAACUUCUCAAUGCCAAAGACCCUCAAAUAUGAUGAACCCCUUAUGAGGGACCCCCUAUCUAAAAUAUAAAGACAACUUCAUAUUUUCAUGUAUAAAGACCCAGUUUUGUUGUGUGAGAAAAAUAGUAAAUGUCAUAUACAGAUAAUAUGUUAGCCAAAGUAAAUAAUUGUACUU